This is a messenger RNA of Misgurnus anguillicaudatus (oriental weatherfish), 1522 nucleotides long. It is a transcript of the gene commd9, whose product is annotated as COMM domain containing 9. The record is from RefSeq and is a predicted model, not a curated record. NCBI's taxonomy places the organism in Eukaryota, Metazoa, Chordata, Actinopteri, Cypriniformes, Cobitidae.
AAAGGAUUACGAGAACGAUUUGGGAAAUCUACAGGGACUGCUCUUAAGUCAUUUUAAAGAAGUCGCAUCACUGCGCCGCCAUUUUUACAAUGCUAAUGAUGACUACAUUCGUUUUUACAACGGUGUAUAUGUAACAACCAUGAACAACAUGCUUAUUUUAAGAAAACUACUCUUUCAGCUACCUUCCAAUGUCUCAUUCGUUUAUCUAGAACCUUCAGUCACUAGGGUGAAUUCACGUGACAGCGACUUCCGCUAACAAUAUUUUAAUAUGGCAUUUCUUGGAGAGGAGCAGUUCAAUGCCUUGCAACUGCUAUUAAAGGCUCCGUCUAAAGAUGCAGUCCGGCAGAUAUGCACACAGAGUUACACAGCUGCAGCGCUCAAGUCUCAGUCUUUAGUAGAAAACACUGCAAAAUUGCUGUCCGCUACUAAUGAUGAAGCUAUUCAGGUUCUGACAGCUUUUCACAAUCUUUCCCAUCAUGUUGUGUAUCAUGACCUAAUCUCCCCUGAUCAAAUCCUGCCUGUUUUCCCAGAAUCAUUCCACUCGAAUCUAAAGAAUCUGAUAGCCAAAAUUAUCUUGGAGAACAGUGUCACUUGGAGAAAUGAAGCCUUAUCCAGCCAAAUUUCACUGCCAAAGCUGGUGGAUAUACACUGGCGAGUGGAUAUGAAGACAGCAUCAGACUCUUUAAGUCGUAUGGCUGUGCCAACCUGUCUGCUACAAAUGAAACUUGAGGACACUCCAUGCAUCGUUGGUAGUCCAAAUGAGUCCACAGUUACAGUGGAGCUGAGUAAAGAGACAUUGGACACUAUGAUAGAUGGCUUGGGACGCAUAAGGGACCAGCUGACCGCGGUGGCAAGGAAGUAGAGCAGGAGAGAAGAUCUUGCACACAUUUGUUUAUAGAAUGUUAAAAAUAAAUGAAGAAUGCUGAAGAUGCAAAAGAUAGAGAAGUGUAAACCAUUAUCUAGUUCAGCUUGAAACUGAAUGGUCUAUUCAUGGUCAUGAAUUGAAAAAAAAAUGCUUCUUUAAAUUGACAACUGUUUGAUGAGGUGUAUGAAAGAUCAAUAUUGGUGACUUUCUUAAAAUGUUAUUAAAUCAAAAUGUUUUGUGUCUUAUGAGGACUGUCCAUAGACAUAUUCUGUACUGCACAAACUUAACAGUGGCAAAAAAUUAUGUAAACCCUUUGAAAUUGGUUGGUUUAACUGCAUUUAUAGUCUGUAAAAAUCCAGGUAAAGUUAUUAACUGUUUUCUACAUGGACACACAGUGUGAAGAACAUUGAGUGAAAAUAAUACUGCCAUAUCUUAAUAAAUUGACCAUGUAAAAAAUUUAAAUUAAUGUAAAAGCAAAAUAAUGCUGCUGAUCUCAUAAUUUAAAAAUAUAUAUUUACCCUGUGUUUUGCAGACCAUGUUACAAAUGUCAUCUUAUUAUCAUAGGCACAACUAUACACAAACACAAUUAUAUUCUUUAAUGACUUGAUUUGACAUGAUUCCAUUAAACAUUCACAGUACUGUGUGUAGAAAGUGAAA